Solanum dulcamara is the source of this 2338-nucleotide messenger RNA. RefSeq lists its product as uncharacterized. NCBI's taxonomy places the organism in Eukaryota, Viridiplantae, Streptophyta, Magnoliopsida, Solanales, Solanaceae. Bases 1515 to 2297 code for a protein of 260 amino acids. The transcript is spliced from 2 exons. The record is from RefSeq and is a predicted model, not a curated record.
UGUGUGUAGUGUGCUGCUGCUGCAGGUGCUGUUGACUGUUGUUGUGUUGCUCCUGCCAAUCUUUGGCUUAUUGCUGCUGCAGUGCAGCCUGCAGGUGUUGUUGUUGCUGGUUGUUGCUUGUUUUGGUGGCUGUUGUAGGGACCUGCUGCAGGAGGUGGUGGUGUUGUGUGUAGUGUGCUGCUGUUGGGUGUAGUGUUGCAGCUUAUUGCAGCUUAUGUUGUUAGUUGUUGUUGUGUGUAGCUGUUGUUGCAUGUUGUAGCUGUUGCUGCAUGUUGUAUGCUGUUGCAGGUGCUGUUGACUGUUGCUCCUGCCAAUUAUUGGCUUAUUGUUGCUGCAGUGCAGCCUGCAGGUGUUGUAGGGAGCUGCUGCAGGAGGUGGUGGUGUUGUGUGUAGCUGUUGUUGCAUGUUGUAGCUGUUGCUGCAUGUUGUAUGCUGUUGCAGGUGCUGUUGACUGUUGUUGCUCCUGCCAAUUAUUGGCUUAUUGUUGCUGCAGUGCAGCCUGCAGGUGUUGUAGGGAGCUGCUGCAAGAGGUGGUGGUGUUGUGUGUAGUGUGCUGCUGCUGGGUGUAGUGUUGCAGCUUAUGUUGUAUUGUUGUUAGUUGUUGUGUGUUGCAGCUGAAGGCUGAAGCACUUUGUUGCUGUUGCCUGUUGACUGUUGUUGCCUUUUAGUUUUAGAUUUUAUUUUAAGAUGGUUUGUGGCUACUUAUCUUGUAAAAAAAAUGCUUGCAUUUGUGUUGAUCUUAUAAGAUGCGGAAAUUUUGGUAUUACCGAAUACCGUACCGAACCGAAUUUUUAUUUACCGAUUACCGAAUUACCGAACCGAAGUUUGAAAGUUCGGUAUUUGGUAUAUACUUUGAAUUACCGAUUACCGAAUUAUCGAAUCUAAAUUUUGAAAAUACCGAACCGAAUACCGAACGCCCAGCCCUAAAUUUGGGGGCUAUGCAGAGGGGUAGGGGUAAAUCGAAAAAAUAUUGGGCAGAGGUGAUUAGACAAGAUAUGGUGCAACUUCAUAUCACCGAGUACAUCACCUUAGACAGGAAGGAGUGGAAGUCGCGUAUUAGGAUAGAAGGCUAGUAAGGGUAGAAGGCUAGCAAGGGUAGAAUGUUGUCUUGCCCUGUGAUGGUUUAGGGUUGGUCUUAGGUCUAGGCGUGUCAUUAUAGUUGUAUUGUUAUUGCCCUUGAUUAUCACAUUAUCUUGAUAUUGGUAUUGUCCUUGUCUUAUAGAAUUUACAUCGCUUUUCGUUUUAGCUCUUGAUGAUGAAUUUAGGGAUCAAGAUGACGAGGAAGAAGAGGGUCGGGGAUGACCGACCUAGGAUCAGAUGGGGGAGUUUGACCACGGCUAGCACCUUGGAGAUGGGAGAAAAAUUGAAGAAUAUAAGGGCCUGGGAUAGUAGUGGGGAUGCGAACACUAUGUGGAUAGGACGGCUAGUUGUAUUAGGGUUAUAACAAAGAAAAGCUGGGAGUCUCGAUAGGUAGCCAUGGCCGGCAUCGAGGGGAUUGGUGGUGGAAUGAAGAAAUGCAAGGGAAGAUGGAAGCAAAGAAGAUAGCGUAUGCGAAGCUGAUAGAAAGCAAGGAUGAGGUGGAGAAGUGGACGAAUAGGGAACUUUAUAAGAUAGCAAGGAAGGAGGCGGUUUCGACGGCAAAAACGGCAGCUUUUGAACGCCUUUAUGCUGAACUAGAAGAGAAAGGCGGGGACAGGAAAUUGUUCAAGCUAGCCAGGGCGCGGGAGAGAAGGGCAUGCGAUAUGGAUCAAGUGAAGUGCAUUAAGAACGAGCAUGGAAAAGUAUUGAUAGAGGAGACCCUCAUUAAAAAGAGAUGGCAGUCGUACUUUCAUAAACUCUUGAAAGAAGAAGGGGACAGAGAGAUUGUGUUGGGAGAUUUGGAACAUACAAGGAGGCUUCACGAUUUUGGGUGUUGCAAGAGUAUUACGGUCGAAGAGGUUAAGGGUGUUGUGCGUAGGAUGCACUGGGGAAGAGCGAACGGACCUGACGAGAUUCUUGGAGAAUUUUGGAAAAGCGCGAGCUCGGUAGGUUUGGAGUGGCUGACUAGGUUAUUUAAUGUCAUCUUUAAGACGGCAACGAUGCCCGAAGAAUGGAGGUCGAGCGUAAUGAUCCCUCUAUACAAAAACAAGGGGGAUAUCCAAAACUGCAACAACUAUAGAGGUAUCAAGCUUCUAAGCCAGACUAUGAAAGUAUGGGAAAGAGUGGUGGAGAUGAGGGUUAGGAAAGGCGUGUCUAUUUCAGAGAACCAGUUUGGAUUUUGCCGAAACGCUCAACUACAAAAGCCAUCCAUCUUAUGAGAAGACUGGUAGAGCAGUAUAGGGAGAGGAAGAGGGACUUG